AAGAUGAUCGCGGCCAAACGUCUCACGGGUGCCCAAAUGACGUCGUCGUGCCUCCUCAUCCUGCUCCUGAUGAGCGCCGUUGCCUCCGUAUCGGCGCAGUUUAACGGAUACAACUGUGACGCCAACCAUCACAGCAGGUUUCCUGGUGAAAGAGACAUCAGCGUGUACUGCGGCGUGCAAACCAUCACGGUAAAGAUCAACUUCUGCCCGGUAUUGUUCUCUGGCUACACCGACACGGACCUGGCCCUCAACAAUCACCAUGGCGAUGCCCAGUGCCGCGGCUUCAUCAACAACAACACCUUCCCCACGGUCGUGCUGUUCAGCAUCGGCCUCAGCACCUUGGAAGCGUGCGGAAACAGCCUGGAGGUCAGUACAGCCUUCGGGCCAAAUGCCUAUGGAAACGUGUCGCUUGUACAAAUCGGGAAUGUCUCCGGCUUUAUCGACACACCUGACCCGCCGACUAUUAUCAGCUACCUCCCUGGUCUGUUGUACAAAUUCAGCUGCAGCUACCCAUUGGAGUAUCUGGUCAAUAACUCACAGCUGGCAUCCUCGUCGGCAGCCAUUUCUGUUAAGGACAGCAACGGCACGUUUGUGAGCACGCUGAGUCUCAUGCUGUACAAUGAUUCAACAUACAACCAAAUGCUCUCCAUCCCCAUGGCCGGACUGGCUUUGAAAACCAGAGUGUUUGCUGCAGUCAAGGCCACAAACCUGGACAAACGUUGGAACAUCUUGAUGGACUACUGUUACACAACCCCCUCAGGGAAUCCUAAUGAUGAACUCCGCUACGACCUUUUCCUGGGCUGCUACAAAGACCCCCAGACCACCGUUUUCGAGAACGGGAAGAGUCAAAUGGGACGCUUUUCCUUUGAGGUCUUCCGCUUUGUGAAGCACCGGCACCAGAAGAUGUCCACAGUGUUCCUGCAUUGCGUCACCAAGCUGUGCAAGAGCGACGAUUGCAUCAUGCUCAUGCCGAUCUGCGGGCGAAGACGAAGGCGGGACGAAGGGGCUGGCCUCGUUUCGCCUCCGGCCGCUAGUGGGAAUGCGGUCAUUAGCGCUGGACCAAUCAUCACCAGGAGUGAUGAUGUUCCCAUCAACAACACUCAGCUUGCAGGCGACCCCCCCAAACUGUUAAAUCCGAUGACCACCGCGCUAAUCUCAGGCGUGGUGGUCCUGGGCGGGAUGAGCGUGGGCUUCGUGCUGCUGUCACUGCACCUCCUUCAGAAAUCACGUCUUCCCUCGUCAUCCUCGGCAGCUGCAGCCUCAGGAGCUUGGAACCCUACUUUUAAAUGA
Nerophis lumbriciformis (worm pipefish) is the source of this 1290-nucleotide messenger RNA. Lineage: Eukaryota; Metazoa; Chordata; Actinopteri; Syngnathiformes; Syngnathidae. The record is from RefSeq and is a predicted model, not a curated record.